AUGCACACCCUGUUUACUGACUCUGCGUGGCAGGACCUGCCAGGGACCAGAGAGGAGAGGGAUGAUGAUGAUGAUUACGAGAACAUGGCACCAUCCUACAAGGACCUUCCUCCCAAGCCAGGUUCAGUGGCUCCUCCAAGGCCUCCAAAACAAGGAAAGAAGACAGAAAACCCCCGACGUCCUUGCAAGCCUCUAAAAAUCACAGGCCUGGACCUCACCCCUGCUCAAGGGUCCCUUCCUCAUACUGAAGCACCAGUAUUGACCUCUCUGUCCCCAUUCUCACCCCCAGCAACUCCAGUGCCCUGGCUCAGUCAGAAGUCCUGGGGUUCUGAGUGCUACCAGAAGGAGAGACUAAUGUUUUCCCUGGUGGUGGUGUCACUGCUCUUGAGCUGCACUGGUUUGGCUGUGACCCUGAUCAAGUACCAGAAAGUGGUAGAAGAACUGAGGAUAUUAACCUUCCAGCAGGUGGCGUGGCAAGCAAAUGUCACAUGACUGGCAGGGCUAGCUGGCCUGAAGAAGGACAUUGACCGUAUAAGAGCUGACACCAACCAGUCCCUGGUGGAACUUCGGGGCUUGUUAGACUGUACCAGGGUCACUUGCCCUGAGGGCUGGCUUCUAUUUGAGGGCAAGUGUUACUACUUCUCCACAAGCACCAAGUCAUGGGAUGAAGCCCGGAAGUUCUGCCAGGAGAAUUACUCUCACUUGGUCAUCAUCAGUAGCAUUGCUGAGCAGAACUUUGUGUCCAAGGCUCACCGCUCUCCACGGGUGCACUGGCUGGGGCUGAGUGACAGGGACCACGAAGGGGAAUGGAAAUGGCUGGAUGGGUCACCCAUCACUUUGAGCUUCUGGGAUCCGGAGGAGCCCAAUAACAAUUAUGAUGAAGACUGUGCCAGCAUGAACAGGGGUGGCUCCUGGAAUGAUCUGUCUUGCAACAAAGCUACAUAUUGGAUUUGUGAGCGGAAAUGUUCCUGUUGAACCCCAAGGAUAAGGUUGGAUGGAGAUCUAUAUCCAAUUGCCCCUUGGAUCUCAGAGAUGAGAACCUCUUGCCCUUCCAUUGAAGGCCCUGCCUCUCCAUGAACUGACUUGGAUGCACCCAAGAUGUAAGAAGCAGCCUGGAUGUAGCAAGUUCUCUGGAGUGUAGGUCAGACCAUCUCUAGGAUGAGGACUUGAGAUCUUGUUCAGUUGGAUGGUGUCUUAGUCUGUUUAGGCUGCUAUAACAGAAUAUCACAGACUAGGUGUCUUAUGAACAGCAGAAAUAUAUUUCUCAAAGUUCUGGAAGCCGGGGAAGUCCAAGAUCAAGGUGCAGGAAAAUUCAAUGUUUGGUGAAGGCCCACCUCCUGGUUCAUGGGCACUGUCUUUUUGCAGUGUCCUCACAUGGUAGAAGGGA
Molecule: messenger RNA, 1387 nt
Organism: Pteropus alecto (black flying fox)
Lineage: Eukaryota; Metazoa; Chordata; Mammalia; Chiroptera; Pteropodidae
Gene: CLEC17A
Product: C-type lectin domain containing 17A
Molecular function (GO): signaling receptor activity
Source: RefSeq, a predicted model, not a curated record